Molecule: messenger RNA, 1435 nt
Organism: Ipomoea nil (Japanese morning glory)
Lineage: Eukaryota; Viridiplantae; Streptophyta; Magnoliopsida; Solanales; Convolvulaceae
Product: bZIP transcription factor 44-like
Exons: 1
Coding region: 590-1093 (167 amino acids)
Biological process (GO): positive regulation of DNA-templated transcription
Cellular component (GO): nucleus
Molecular function (GO): DNA-binding transcription factor activity; transcription cis-regulatory region binding
Source: RefSeq, a predicted model, not a curated record
CCUUCUAUAUAUCGCACCUUCUUCAACCUCAUACACCUCUUCCUACUCUUCUUCUCUUUCCCUUAUAGCUUUCAAGCUUUCAACUUAUAUCCUCAUACUGCUUUGCUUCUUUCCCCCUAAUUUUCUUCUCUACGAUCUCCUUCUCAGAUCUCCCAUCUCUGAGCUCAGAUUUCUUGGUUAAGAAGAAAGAUCUGUUAGUUUAAUUUGUGUUUUGAUCUUCUUGAACAAACGAAAUCAAUCCUUGAUUGAUGCUGCGUACUGUGUUUUUGAUGUUUGAGAUUCAUGUCUCCUGUUCUUAGUGAAAUCCUCCGUUCCGGUUUUAUGAUCAGUUCCUCUUUCAUACGCAGGACCCAUCUUGUUCAAUCUUUCUCCGUCGUCUUCCUCUACUGGUUUUAUGUUUUCUCAGAAAUUGACUACGCUUUGAUCUGCAUAAUCUAGGUUUUAAAUUAAGUUAGAACACAUAGAUUUUCCUUUUCUCGGAACAAAUAGCGGUUUUUCUAGUCGGGUCCUGCGUUUCUUCUUCUAGGGUUUUUUUUUAACAGAGAUUCAAGAUUUCUGCAUUUUAACGGUGUAAAUACAAGCGGAAAAAAUGGCGUGUUCAAGCGGGAACUCGUCCGGGUGGACUCAACUGACGAACUCGGGGUCGGAGGAGGAUUUGCAGGUGCUGAUGAACGAGCGGAAGCGGAAGCGGAUGCAGUCGAACCGGGAGUCGGCGCGGCGGUCGCGGAUGAGGAAGCAGCAGCACCUGGACGAGCUGAUGGCGCAGGCGGCGGCGCUGAAGAAGGAGAACGCGCAGAUCCUGAGCAAGAUCAGCUCGACGGCGCGGGAUUUCAUGAAUGUGGAGGCUGAGAAUUCCGUUCUGAGGGCUCAGAUGAUGGAGCUGAGCCAAAGGCUUCAGUCUCUGAAUGACAUCCUCAGCCGGAUGAACUCCUCCUCCUCCUCCCCCGCCGGCACCCAUGGCUUCUUCGAUGUCUACGACGAUAUCCCCACCGGAAAUCACCAGACUCUCAUCAACACCACCAACAGCCCAUGGAUGUUCAUGAUGAACCAGCAACCCAUCAUGGCUUCUGCAGAUAAUUUCUUCCAGUACUGAAAAUUUUAAAAAAGACAAAAGAAUUGAUUGUCUGAUCUGCCAGCUUUAAUAUUCUCCAGAUUUUGGUGUUUCCAGCUUGAUCUUAAGGUGUGUGGUGGUGGUGCCUUGCUUGGGUGUUAGGGGCAUAACUGGCAUUAUCUUUAUCUUUAUAUUAUUAUUGUUAUUAUCAUUGUUAUUAUAUUAUAAUUAUUAUUAUUAGUAUUAUGAUUAGAUUUGGGAUCUGUAAGGAAUCCAUUGGGGAGUGGAUGGGGCUAAAGGGGUUUGUAGAAUAUGAUGGAAUGAAUGGUUGUGGAUGUAUAAUGUAUUUUAUAUUUCUAUAUAUCUAUCUUCUAGUUAAAUCAA